GAGCUUGACGAUGAGUGACCAGCGAUAUUACUACUCGUGCGAGAGAGUGCGCAUGUUCGAGAAGCUCCUCACUCCGAGUGACGUCGGGAAGCUCAACAGACUGGUGAUCCCGAAGCAACACGCCGAGAAGUACUUCCCCCUCGACGUCGAGGCGGCGGAGGGCGGCCGCGGCCGCGUGAUCAGCUUAGUCGACGAAUCGGGCGACAAGCUGUGGCAGUUCCGGUACUCGCAUUGGGCGAGUAGCCAGAGCUACGUGCUCACCAGAGGGUGGAGCCGGUUCGUGAAGGAGAAGAAACUUGACGCGGGCGACGUCGUCCAAUUCGAGCGCAGAGGAGGUCGCCUCUACAUCGGUUGCCGUCGGCGCACCGUCGGCGACGGGAGCCUGCUGGCUGCGGUGCACGACACGUACCAUGCCGGAGAUGGAGAUCCGACGAACGGAGAAGUGGAAAUCGAGGAGACGAUGUCGGAACGAGAAAACUCCCAUCGAUUUAGGCUCUUCGGGGUCAAUCUUCUGGAAAACUGGCCGGAGGCAGAGUAGCAGAGAAUUAAUUGAUAAAACAGAGAGGCAAAUAUAUAUAACUUACGAUAAUUGGAGAAGACGGAGGGAAAAAUAUCCCCCAAAUUUAAUUUCCGAACAAUAAUAUAAUCUCGAGCCAUGCAGUGUUCUUUAUCAAUUCUAUUCUGGAGAAAAACAGUAUCAAGAAAACACAAUCCAUGUGCAAAUGUGGUACUACGUGUGCACAUGUUUUGUAUUUUUAUAUGCAAUCCCUUUCUGAACCAUCCACAAUCAUUUUUUUUUUAAGAUGAUCGAUGUGCACUCCCUUUGUAUUUCAUAUGCAAUUAUUUUUU
This is a messenger RNA of Zingiber officinale, 849 nucleotides long. RefSeq names its product B3 domain-containing protein At2g36080-like. Lineage: Eukaryota; Viridiplantae; Streptophyta; Magnoliopsida; Zingiberales; Zingiberaceae. Bases 11 to 538 code for a protein of 175 amino acids. Gene Ontology annotation, molecular function: DNA binding; DNA-binding transcription factor activity. The transcript has 2 exons. The record is from RefSeq and is a predicted model, not a curated record.